UCCAGCUCAUCAAACCAGCAAAAAAUGUUUCUUUUCCUUGGAUUGGUUUCCUGCCGCCUCAGCAAGCUGAAUCAGCUUACCGAGGGCUGAGCCGAGUGCCAGAGCCGGCACGAAGGAAGCUGUGGCCCUGAGGGGCUGACAGUGGAAGAGGAACACCUAGGGAAAAAAACCCUAUGGAAAAAAUGUAUUGUCCUGGCUGUGUUGAGUUUAAGCUGUUUGAGUGCUACGCAAGCACAAAGAGGUAUCAAGCACAAGCGUGAUAAAAUUUGAAAAUGCUGUCCUAUGAAACUAUCUUAUUGAUCAAGAUUCUAACAGACGCUGCAGUUGAGGUCUCGUCUUCCGAGCAUUUCAUGACCUUUUACACAAGGCGAUGCAACACCACGGAGCAUCCGAAACGCCGCCUGCGGCUGACAAGCGUGCCCGCGUAUCGCUCCGCUGACUUUCUCAGCGACGGGCGGGAAGCUGCAGCACUCGGCAGCUCCGGAGGAGAGCAAAGGCACCGGCCAGCCCCUCGCAAAGCCUGCCCCGCCGCCGGGCUCACUCUCCCGCGGGGGCUCCGUAAAGUCUCGCCAGUGGAUGUAACUCGGUUUAUCGCGGGCUGCCGCUCAGCCCUGCCGCUGCAGGUCGCGGGGGUCCCGGGACCCGCUCCCGGCUCGGCGGCGAGGGGAGGUCGGAGGGGACGCGAGUGCCGGGCGGCAUCGCCCGGCCCGCAGGCGGCGGCGGGCGCGCCUGCGCUCGGCCGCGCCGCCCGGGGAGGCGGAGGCGGCCGAGGGGGACCGGGCGUUGGGUGACAGGCGGGGCGGGGGCGCUGGGCCCGGCUGGCUCCCCGGCUCGGCCGCCGGCCGCCCCCCCGCGCCGGAGGCACGGUGAGUAGCACCCCGCCCCCCCCUCCGCCCCGUCUUUCUUCUCCGCGGCGGCCGGGAAGAGGGCGCCCGGUGCGCCCCGCCGGCUCCCCCGCCCUGCCCGCUGCCCACCCUCCGGGGGCGGGGGGAGAGCCGCCGCUGGGCCGCCGUUGCCCGGGCUGCCGCUACUUCCCCCCGCCCCUCCGCGCCGCCGCACCGAGCAGGCGGCGGCGGGGAGACAAAAGCGGACAAAGGAGGCAAAACGUGUGUUUCGCUGCCGGGGUAGGCAGGGCUGGGCUGGGCACCACUCGUUGCUCGGCGGUCCCGCGUCUCCGCGGGCACGGGGGGCGCCCGGGCGAGCUGGGGCGGCGAGGUCGGCGCCGGGGUGCCGGCUCCCGGGGUGCCCGACGCCGCUGCCCCGGCAUCGGCUUUGUUCCCCUCUCCGCCGCCCGCUGCCGCUCCCCGGGCCGCCGAGUUGUAGCGGAGUAUUUAUUUCAGCGUGUUUAUUUUUAGGCUGGAAAAUAAAAGGCUUGGCACGGCGACCUUUGGCUGUCGCAUGCGGCGCCAAAUAAAAGGGUCGCGCUCCGGCCGAGGCCCGCGGACGUGUAUGUCCGCCCCUGCUCUUACGUAAAUCCACGUGCUGUCCCCAAGGUCGCGGCCCGCGGGGCGCUCCCGCGACCCCCCGCCUCCCGUGGGGGCGGCGGGCGCUUCUCGGAGCUCAAGGCAGACCCCGGGGUCGGGUGGGCAGAGGCCGGGGCGGCGGGGAGGGGCGGGGGGGGCGCUGGGGCUCGGCGCCGCUGACCUCCCGUGCUUGCUCUCCGCCCCGCAGAUCGGCAGCCCCCCCCCCCCCCCGGAGCUCUGUCACCGGCGUCGGCGGCGCGGAGCGAGGAGGAUGCGGGCGGCGGAGCGGCGGCGGCGGGCGGCGCUCCCCCGC
Molecule: messenger RNA, 1776 nt
Organism: Aquila chrysaetos chrysaetos
Lineage: Eukaryota; Metazoa; Chordata; Aves; Accipitriformes; Accipitridae
Exons: 2
Coding region: 273-791 (172 amino acids)
Source: RefSeq, a predicted model, not a curated record